Molecule: messenger RNA, 1959 nt
Organism: Linnemannia hyalina
Lineage: Eukaryota; Fungi; Mortierellomycota; Mortierellomycetes; Mortierellales; Mortierellaceae
Source: the annotation of a GenBank genome assembly
AUGGCCAUCCACUCCAUCUCAACAUCAUCCUCCGCCUCCGCCUCCUCGUCUUCCUCCCCUUCGCCCUCUCCAACAGCAACAUCCUCCCCUACUCUCUCUUCCCCUUCCACCACCACAACCACCCCAGCCUCGCACUGCUCCCCCUCUUCCAAGGAUAUCGCCUACAACGGUCUCUUCUCUCUGAACGACAACAACACCUUCAACAGCAACCACCACUCCAUCUUUGAGGACCACGACCCCGCCCUCCCCAGGGGUAUUAACAUCCUCAACAGACACAACUCCGUUUCUCACCAUGAUGGCACGUCCGACCCCUUCGGUCUCUCGGACUACUUCUCAUCGAGUGUCCCCAAAGCCAACCUCGCCUCCUCCAACUCUAUCCACAUCGGCUCCUUGAGCAACGGACUCAGCGGACUCAGUCUCGCUGCUCAGGGUCUUUCUAACACCAACAACAGCAACAAUUCUUCCACAGAAGAGAUCUCGACCAUCUUUGUCGUCGGAUUCCCCGAGGACAUGCACGAGCGAGAGUUCCAAAACAUGUUUGUCUUCACCCCUGGCUUCGAGGCCGCUACUCUCAAGAUCCCCCAGCGUGAGCAGCAGGAAGACGAUGCUCUGACCCUUGGCCUCAACGGAGUCAACCCUCGCAAGCAGAUUAUUGGCUUCGCAAAGUUUCGCUCUCAUCAGGAGGCUCAGCAGGCGAUUGCCGUGCUCAGUGGACGCAGGGUCGAUGCCGAGAAGGGCUCUCUCCUCAAGGCUGAGAUGGCGAAGAAGAACCUCCACACCCGCAGGGGUCUCUCCAACGAACUGGUCGCCACUCCCGGGCCCGGUCUGACCUCCACUUCAUCCUGGGCCGUUUCGGCUCCCAUUGGUUCCACAUCGAUCCACCCUGUCAACAUCGCCAAGAAGGUGCCCCACCCCCUUCAACACCGCAACAGUCUCGCUGGAUCUGCCGCCUAUGACGCCUUCCACUCCGUCCCCUGCAGCCCUGCCCUGCCCAGUGAUCUCCUCUCUCCCAAUGACUACGCCAGCAGCUACGAUUUCUACGCCGAUGUCUACGCCCCCAACAACCUCGCCAACCUUUCCUUUGCAGAAUCCUUUGGUGGUCGCCAUCAAGCCAUCAGUCAGCAACAGCAACAGCAGUCGUCUGAUAUUUCGUCCUCGUUCUUGGGCCGUCAGAAUGCGUUUGAUAUGAACAGAGUCGACCCCUUGUCCAUGGGAAGCUUCAGUAACAACAUUGGCGGAUUGGCCGGCUCCAUCUCAGGAUCAUUCUCCAAUUCGUUCAGCAACCGUCACGGAGGUCUUGCUGGAUCCCAGCGUCUUAACAAGGGCUUCUUGGACAUGGAUGAGGCUCCUACAUCGACCAUGGCCUUUCUCUCAAAGUCGAUCCCUGCCCAUACUGAGCGUGGAUUCAACAAUGCUCUCUUCAGCAACACCAACAGCAGCAACAAUGGCGACGACAUGAACGGCAACAGCCGAUUCCAGGGAAUGCCCAUCUCGACUGCUGCACCCAGCAUGCCCUCGCCCGCAAUGGCUUCUCCUGGAUUCCGCACUCCCGUCAACCCUGGCGACCAGAACCCUCCCUGCAACACCCUCUAUGUCGGUAACCUCCCCAUGAACACCUCGGAGGAUGAGCUUCGCACGUUGUUCUCGCGCUGUGUCGGAUACCGCCGCCUUUGCUUCCGCACAAAGUCGAACGGACCCAUGUGCUUCGUCGAAUUUGAGAAUGUCGAGUGCGCCACUCAGGCUUUGAGUGACUUGUACGGCAACCCUUUGAGCAACUCUGUCAAGGGUGGCAUCCGUCUGAGCUUCUCCAAGAACCCUCUUGGUGUCCGCAACUCCAGCAUCAACCAGUCCAGCGGUCUUGCCAACCAGCUCCACAACAUGAACGGCAUGAGCAACGGAUCUGCCUCUUACCUGGAUCGCCGCGACAGCAUGACCGCCAUGUUCGAGCAGCACUACUAA